Eruca vesicaria subsp. sativa (arugula) is the source of this 180-nucleotide messenger RNA. NCBI's taxonomy places the organism in Eukaryota, Viridiplantae, Streptophyta, Magnoliopsida, Brassicales, Brassicaceae. The record is from the annotation of a GenBank genome assembly.
AUGGCAAUGGAUGGAGUACAACUAUUGCUAAAGCGUGGUUAUCCUACUUACUACGACAUGCCUACGGCAGUUCGCAACCUCUGGUUUCCAAGAGUUCACUUGGGAAUCGGGGUUAACAAAACGGGUGGAAAAUGCAUUUCAUCAGAAAGCGGCUUGGCACUACACCAAGCGUAUCAAUGA